AAAAAAAGGACAUCAGUGACGUGUAUUUCUUAGUUAUUGCCUUCAAUGGUUGAUCUCACUUUUUAACCGAUUAUUCAAGCUCAUGGGUGUAAGCUAUCAGAUUUGUGUACUAUUAAUAUUCACAGUCUAACAUCAUUAAGAGGCAUAUUAGACUUCUGCUUAAGCUAGCUAUGAAUUAAUCUGCUUCUUGAGGUCAAGUUUUAACUCUAAUGGUAGUAAACGACUCGCGGACUGUUCUGAUAUUGAGCAAUGGUUUUCUAAAAAGUGCAGUCGAGGUUGCUCCUCUAUCAGUACAUUCACUGUAUAUCCAUUAAUUUACUGCAGGGAGGUCUCACUUACAGAAUGGGACAUGUAUUUUGGAACUGGAAUUAUGUUUUAUGGGGAGGGGUCUGGUGGGAUCUAAACCUUGAUGAACAUCCCAUUAAGCAUUCUAUUUUCCCUGCUAUUGCCUGGGGAUAGAUUAAGCCUUUCAUAAUCUCCUCUCCUCUCUCUUUUUCUCUUUCCUUGUAUUCUUUUAUUUUUCUUUCUUUUCCUUGUUCCAUUGUUAUGAAUGCAUUGGUCCUAAUUAUAGUUUAAACUAAAGGCUGACUUUCCUUCAGAAAUCAAUCAGUAUCUACCUUUUAUGGAAUUCAUUGGUUCAUUGUUUUUGCACCUGAUGGAGGAUAUUACCCUCUUGAUAGUCAUUCAGUAUUCUUCUCUUGCCUGUCUUUGUUUGUAUUGGUAAAAUUUAGUCAGCCUUUUACUGAAAAUUGACAUUGGAACUCCUUGGCCAUUUCUCAUGGAACAAGUUCAAUUGAGAUAUUCUUUACUCUGGAAAUCCUCUUGGCCUUUCAUUUUGGUUCAGCCUGUCCACAUUUUUCUUCUUUCUUUUGCAAAUGCUUCCGGCUUCUGUGGUUCCAUCAGAGUUGCAGCGCCAGAUUAUCUUCCUAGAAAUAUAAGAUGCCGAGAACAAGGGCCAGUGCUGCAGCUAUUAAAUCUGAACCUGAGAAACCUGUUGAGACCGAAGAGCAUGUUGACUUUGAAGGUGAUAAUGAAGAAGAGGAAGAGAUUGAGUAUGAAGAGGUAGAAGAAGAGGUGGAAAUGGAAGAGGAAGAAGAAGAGGAGGUCGAAGAGGAGGUGGAAGAAGAAGAAGAGGAGGAGGAGGAGGAAAAUGGAAGUGAUGGAACUGGUGAAGGAAAGGGGUCAGAGGAUGUAAAAAUGAAAGUUGAUGCAGAUGCUGAGGAUAUGGAGAAAAAGCAUGCUGAGCUCCUCGCCCUUCCUCCUCAUGGUUCAGAAGUGUACAUAGGUGGUGUUACUCAUGAUGUUUCUGAGGCAGAUGUGAGGGAAUUUUGUGAGACAAUUGGGGAAGUUACAGAGGUAAGAAUAAUGAAAGGGAAGGACUCAACUCAGAACAAAGGAUAUGCAUUUGUUACCUAUAGAAACAAGGAAUUGGCAUCCAAGGCUAUUAAAGAGCUCAACAACACUGAGCUGAAGGGAAAAAGGGUCAAAUGUUCUCCAGCUCAAGCUAAACAUAAGUUAUUCAUUGGUAAUGUUCCUAGAACCUGGGGAGAGGAAGACAUGAGGACAGCUGUAACAAAUGUAGGGCCUGGGGUUAUUACUAUUGAGUUAGUGAAGGAUCCUCUGAAUUCCGGUAAAAAUCGUGGAUUCGCUUUUAUAGAAUAUUACAAUCAUGCAUGUGCAGAGUAUUCAAGACAAGAGAUGUCAAAUUCAGAUUUUAAGCUUGAUGAUAAUGCACCAACUGUUAGCUGGGCUGAUCCCAAAAAUGCUGAAACUGCUUCUUCACAGGUUAAGGCAGUGUAUGUGAAGAACUUGCCCAAACACAUUAACCAAGACAAGCUAAGAGAGUUGUUUGAACAUCAUGGGAAAAUUACGAAAGUAGUUCUUCCUCCAGCUAAACCAGGGCAAGAACAGAGCAGAUAUGGCUUUGUUCACUUUGCUGAUAGGUCAAGUGCUAUGAGGGCCCUGAAGAACACUGAGAAAUAUGAAAUAGAUGGGAAAAUUCUGGAGUGUUCACUUGCAAAGCCUCAGGUAGAUCAAAAAUCUUCAGGAGGAUCAAGCUCACAAAAGGGAGCCACACUUCCAACUUACCCUCCUCGUAUUGGAUAUGGCAUGAUGGGAACCCCUUAUGGUGCGCUAGGUGCAGGUUUUGGUGCAGGAUAUGGUGGUCCAGGUGUAGCCCAACCAAUGGUUUAUGGAAGAGGAGCUACACCUGGUGGUUUGGCAAUGAUGCCGAUGCUUUUACCUGAUGGAAGGAUUGGAUAUGUCCUGCAACAACCAGGAGUUAUGCAUUCUCCUCCUCCAACAUCACGAGGUGGACGUAGUGGAGGCAGUUCAAGUGACGGAAGGCGGGGUGACAGUGGUGGAAGAGGGCGUCCCCGUUACAACCCAUACUAGGUGUAAAUGAACGCCGUUGAUGUUAUAAAGCACAAUGUUUGCUGCAACUUUGACAAUUAAGCUAUUUGACUGAUGUAUCUGUAGCCUGUUUAAAGAAUUGACUCUCAUCUCUACUCUCUUUGACAAAUUCUGU
Solanum stenotomum is the source of this 2527-nucleotide messenger RNA. RefSeq names its product heterogeneous nuclear ribonucleoprotein Q. Lineage: Eukaryota; Viridiplantae; Streptophyta; Magnoliopsida; Solanales; Solanaceae. Gene Ontology annotation, cellular component: nucleus. The record is from RefSeq and is a predicted model, not a curated record. Bases 940 to 2394 code for a protein of 484 amino acids. The transcript has 9 exons. Gene Ontology annotation, molecular function: mRNA binding.